AUGGGAGAGCAGAGGGGUGGUGGUGGUGGGGGGUGGGGGUCUCCGCAGCUACUGCCAUAUAAAAUGCCAAGCCACAAACUCACCACACACACACACGCACACACACACAUCCACACACACUCACAGUGGCUGCUCUGUAUCUCUGACGCUCACCCACUCUCAUUAUUCUCUCUCUCUCCCUCCCUCUGUCUCUCACUCCAUUCCUCUGGGCUCUGCAUACUUCUUGCUUCUUCUCACAAGUCACAUUGUGUUUGUAAGUAUGCUCUGAAUGUCUCCCUGCUUGGCUUUCCUUAAGUCUUUCCUGUACGUUUGAGUGACUGUUACCUACUUGAGUGUGACUGAGUGGAGCAGUGAGCUGUAUUAAGUGUAUGUGGGUCUCUGUCUCGCCCUCACACACUCGCCGCUCCUCUUGCAACCCUUCCUGGGAUCCUUUGGUCCCUUUCCUCGGUGACAGGCUCCCCACACCAAACAGUCACCAUUUCUGCCCACGGGAGACCCACGCUGGCAGCACAGCCCCUUCCCCGACUCAGCAUCGGGAGGAAGACCCUGGUGGCGGCUGCUGUGGGGGUUAUGCUGGUCCUGGUGCUGGUGGUGCUCAUCCCCGUACUCGUCAGCUCCGUGGGCACUGAUGCCAGCCACUACGAGAUGCUGGGCACCUGUCGGAUGGUGUGCGACCCCUACCUGAACAAGGGCACUCCGGCCAGCAGCACAAGCUCCACCGGUCUGCAGGCUGAAGCUGAGGCAUUGACUGACCACAGCAACGUUCUUCCACCUUCCACCUUACUUCAGGGUCCACAAGGGAAACCAGGCAGGACAGGAAAGCCCGGACCACCUGGACCACCGGGUCCACCUGGAGAACCAGGACCACCAGGACCAGCUGGGCCUCCAGGUGACAGAGGCGAUCAUGGGAGGACUGGGAUUUUGGGUUUGGAGGGUAACGGAGCUAUCAGCACAGCCACCUACAACACGGUGCCACGGGUGGCCUUCUAUGCCGGGCUUAAGAACCCUCAUGAAGGCUAUGAGAUCCUAAAAUUUGAUGACGUGGUCACCAACAUUGGCAACAACUAUGAUGGCAUUUCAGGCAAGUUCAUCUGCAGCAUCCCGGGUACAUACUUCUUCAUCUACCAUGUGCUGAUGAGAGGAGGGGACGGCACCAGCAUGUGGGCAGAUCUCUGCAAGAAUGGACAGGUUCGAGCCAGUGCCAUCGCUCAAGAUGCUGACCAGAACUACGACUACGCCUCCAACAGCGUCAUCCUACAUCUAGAUGCGGGUGAUGAUGUUUACAUCAAGUUAGAUGGAGGAAAAGCUCACGGCGGCAACAACAACAAGUACAGCACCUUCUCUGGCUUCAUUCUCUAUGCAGACUGAGAACAGACAGACUGUCAGACCGGAGGAGACUCUGAGUUUCAAGACGAGGAUGGAGGAUUUGUGUGUGCUCGAAACCAGAACGCUUUCUAGUUUUCCUAGUUCCCUCCAUCACCACCGUCACCUCUGCUUCAUCUCCAUCAGCCAAGACAUCCAGGCUCUGCAAGCCAAGCCUGGAUGCAAAGCUCCCCCGAGGACGCGCUGAGACUGGCUAGCAGGUGGCGUGGGAGGAGUGGGAUGUAAGAUGGGCUGGUUUUCUGCACUCCUUGCCACAUUACCAACGUGUCAGAAGCUCCUCGCUUUCGGUGACUCUCCUUUUUAGCCCUGCUCCAACGCACAGCAGUAUCAACAAAAAUGACAACCCUGCAAAAGUGGAUGAUUUCACCUCUUUACUCCAGCGUGGCAAGCGGUCAGCCCCACGUUCUGACUGGACUGACCGGAACUUGUAGUGUCGUUCCGUACAAUUUACCUAGAUUGUGUUUUAUUUUGUAGACGUGUAUAUUAUUCUAUACAAAAGAGAUUUAGGGGAAAAAUCACUAUAUUUGUCCCAUUGUGAAGAAAUCUUGUUUGAAUGAGAGGUGUUACUUGUGAUGCGUUCAAGAGCUCUAACAGCUGGAAAGGGAUUAUUUAAAUUUCAGUACUCUAUUGCAGUGAGUGUUUUCCUCAUCAUUGGGUAACUUCUGUAUAUAUUAUUUACGUGGAGAUAUUCUGCACUUCUAAUAUAUAUAAUAAAAAGGAAACAUCUCGUAUUGACAAUGCCCCUCCUCUGGAAACCGCCUCACACUCUUUCUUACUGUCACACAGGUCCUGCUGCUCUUCGGAUUAAAGUCAAGUUUAAAUAAUCUUUUCAUCGCUGUAGCUUUGUGUAAAUGCUCCACUUGGCACAGCCAGCCAUGUGAAGAGGUAAAUCUGGAGAUUCGGAGAUCGAGUUGUGCUGAUCCUUUUUUCUCUGCUGUGACCCUCUCCAAGCUUUCUUAUGUGUGAAAAAAGCAGAGAAAGAGUCCGGCUUCUGAUGCAGAGAGCGAGGGGGAGAAACACACACACACACACACACACACACACACACACACACACACACACACACACAGAAAAGAGGCAGAAGCCUGCGAAAUGAGGAGGUAAAAAAAAACAUUCAAGCAGAGUGUUCUCAGUGAGUGGGCAAUUUUUCUGUUUCAGUGUCUCCGCUGGAUGUCAUCCAUUCAUUAUCUGCAUAUUCACGACACACAGGCAUUAUGGUAAGAUUUAGUCCGCGCAGCGCCCAGACAGCGUGCUGGAGAAUGAACCUGAUUGGCUGUGUGAUUCGGCGUGUAAUGACUGGACGUUUGAGAGUGUGUCUCUCGGUUUACGUGCACAUCAGCGAGCGUAUGCAUUUUAGCAUGUGUCGUGCCACGACGACGUCCUUUAUUUUUCCAGACUUGCAGCGUUCUGUGCUACAGCCACUGAUGGAUCUCGAACCCAGCAGCCAAUAAGAUUGUGCUCAUUAAAGGUGGAGCCAUGGCACAAAGAGAAGAACAAACAGCUUAUAAUUGAAUACUAUGACUUGUUUAUCUUAUCUUUUGGAACUGUUGAAUGAAUUCAAAUAAUAAACUGAUUUUUUUUUUCUUUUUGA
Nothobranchius furzeri (turquoise killifish) is the source of this 2974-nucleotide messenger RNA. It is a transcript of the gene c1ql1l2, whose product is annotated as complement component 1, q subcomponent-like 1-like 2. NCBI's taxonomy places the organism in Eukaryota, Metazoa, Chordata, Actinopteri, Cyprinodontiformes, Nothobranchiidae. Gene Ontology annotation, molecular function: protein binding. The record is from RefSeq and is a predicted model, not a curated record.